Molecule: messenger RNA, 951 nt
Organism: Ipomoea nil (Japanese morning glory)
Lineage: Eukaryota; Viridiplantae; Streptophyta; Magnoliopsida; Solanales; Convolvulaceae
Product: salutaridinol 7-O-acetyltransferase-like
Exons: 1
Coding region: 1-951 (316 amino acids)
Source: RefSeq, a predicted model, not a curated record
AUGGAUUUUGAUCCUUCCCAGCCCAUGUUAGGUGUUCAGGUGAACAAAUUUCGGUGCGGCGGAACCGCGGUGGCGUUUUGCCUUUGGCACGGCGUGGCUGAUGCUGCCGCGAUUGGUGGAUUCGUCCAGACCUGGUCGGCAAUCAGCUGGGGUGAAGGAGGCGGAGGUGAUCUCGUGGUGGACGCCACCGCAAUUUUCCCGCCCGCUCUAAACUUCGACUUCUCUGCCCCAACAUCCGUCGCCGCGAGAUUGGUAAAAUCGAACCAAGGAAAAUACUCAAAGAAACGAUUUGUUUUUCGCAAGGAGGAGAUUGAGCGGAUGAGGGACGAGUAUAUCCUUUCAGAUCGCUGUCGUCCGAGUUCAGUGGAGGCAUUGUCGGCGUUCUUAUGGGCUGCCGUGAUAAGAGCUAACCAAAACGCCAAGAUGUACCUUCUGACACAAGCCACGGACUUGCGAAAGAGGCUGAAUCCGCCAUUCCCAUCUAUGUGCUUAGGCAACAUCGUCUAUCUUACCGCUGCACGGUGGAUGAGCGACGGGGCAGGCGGCGUUACUGCCCAGUCUCUUGUAGGGAAAAUCCGAGAAGCUAUCAUGAAAGUGACGGGCGAGCAUGUGAGCAAAAUUGAAGCUCAAGGUGGGUUGGCGACCGAAAUAGAAAAGAUAGCAGCUUUUGGUGUUGAUAAGAUUAAGUUUUUCGGCAUCAGUAGUGUUUGCGGCUUUCCAUUUCAUGAGUUUGAUCUUGGGUGGGAUAAGCCGAUUUGGUUUCUAGCGGCCCCAUUUAAUCUAAUGGACGGCGCUAAUUUGUACAAGACUGGUGAUGGGGGCAUAGAAGGGAUAAUUGGAUUGACACCGCAGGUUAUGUCCACUUUAGAUAAGGACAAAGAGUUUAUUGCUCGUGUAUCUUGUAUCCAAACCUUGUCAUCGGAACUGUCUACUUUACCAAGCAACUAUUAA